AUGAAUAAAAAUAUUAAAGAUAUGAAAAUUGUAAUUUGUGGAGGCGGAAUGAGUGGCUUGGGAUUGGCAAGAGUACUUCAAUUAAAAGGUUGUAAAAAUGUUAAAGUUUAUGAGAGAUCAACUCAUAAAUAUUCAAGAUUACAAGGUUCGUCAUUAGAUUUACAUGCAAAACUUGGUCAAAAAUUAAUUAUAGCAGCAGGUUUACAAGAACAAUUUGCAGCCUUUUCAAGACCAGAUGGAGAAUGUUUUUCAUUUUGUGAUAAAAGUGGAAAUAUUAAUGUCAGAAAACCAUAUUUAAAGAUUGCUAGUAAAAGACCAGAAAUUGAUAGAGGUGAUUUACGUGAUAUCCUUAUGGAUUCAUUGUUACCAGAUACUAUCGAAUGGGAUUAUCAUUUCAAAUCAUUGAAACAAAUCGAAAAUGAUCAAAUUGAAUUAACAUUUACAAAUAACGAUGGUACAAUUGUUAGAGAUGCCGUCAUUGCAGAUUUGGUUAUUGGAUGUGAUGGUGUUCAUUCAAAAGUUAGAAAAUAUGUUACUCUUGAUCAAUUUAAACCAGAAUAUAUGGGAAUUACAAUGAUUGAAGGUGAAAUUACUGAUGCAAAGAAUUCAUGUCCUGAAAUUUAUAAUUUAGUUAAUCAAGGUUUAAUGUUUGUUAUGGAAGAUGGAAUUGUAAUGUUAGCUCAACAAAAAACAGAUGGAAAUAUUGUAUUUAGUUUUGCUCAAAAAGUUGAAAAAGAUUGGAUAAAUAAUCAAGGUUUUAAUUUAUCAGUUAAUUCAUCAUCAUCUGAUGAUGAUGUUAAAAACUACUUAAAAAAUAAAUUAAUUCCAUCAUGGUCACCAAUAUUCCAUAGAUUAAUUGAUUCAUCAAUAACACCAUUCAAACCAAGAGUUUUAUAUCGUGCACCAAUUAAUCAAGAGUGGAAAUCUCAAUCAAAUAUUACAAUAAUCGGGGAUGCAGCCCAUUCAAUUUCUCCAUUUGCUGGAUUAGGUUGUAACAUUGCAUUAUAUGAUUCUUUUGAAUUGGCAAAUAUUUUAACAAAAGAUAUCGAUUGUACAACUCAAAAACCAUUAUUGGAAAAAAUUCAAAUCUUUGAAAAAAGUAUGUUAAAUAGAUGGAGAACUGCAGCAAAAGAAACAAUGGAAAAUGAAAAUUCUGUUUUCUUACCAAAUGGUAUAGAUGCUUUAAAAAAAAGAAUUGGUGGAAUUUAUUAUUAUUUUAAUUGUAUUUUAUCAGUAAGCAAAGUUGUGAAUUAUAUUAAUUAUUUUACUGAUUUAAUUUUAUUAACUAAAUAA
Messenger RNA from Dictyostelium discoideum AX4, 1293 nucleotides. RefSeq names its product FAD dependent oxidoreductase domain-containing protein. Bases 1 to 1293 code for a protein of 430 amino acids. Gene Ontology annotation, molecular function: FAD binding. The record is from RefSeq and is a predicted model, not a curated record. NCBI's taxonomy places the organism in Eukaryota, Evosea, Eumycetozoa, Dictyosteliales, Dictyosteliaceae. The transcript has a single exon.